AUGUCAAAUUUAGAAGAACUCAGUUUAUAUUUUGUCAAUCAUAAUACACCAAUUAUUGAUGGUAAUGAUUUGAAAAUGAAUAUUAUGAAUUAUAUGAGAAAAUUAAAGAAAUUUAAAUUUAAUAUUCGUUCAGUCAUUUCUCUCAAUAAUCAAGUUUAUUUACCAUCACAUGAAUAUAUUCAAAAUACAUUUAAAAAUUUAAAAAACAAUCAAAUUAUUUCAUGUAUUGAUUAUUUUCCAAAAGCAAAUGAAUUUCAUUGUCAUAUUUAUUCAUAUCCAUAUACAUGGAGUUAUUAUGAUAAUAUAACGAACAAUUUUCAUGAUGGAUUAUUUAAACGUGUUUAUGUAAUAUCAUUAUUUGAUGAACGUCCUUUUGAACGUGAAUUUUUUCUUAAAAUUGCUAAAUCAUUUCCAUGUAUCGAGGAAUUACGUUUACAUAAUCGAGAACCACAAAAGAAUGACAAUCAACAAUGGUCAAUCAUUGAAUAUCCUCAUCUUAUUAGACUUGAUCUUGUUCAAACUCAUGAAAAUUAUGUCGAACAAUUUUUGAAUAAUACUAAAGUGUGUUUAUUAAAUGAUUUUGAUCUUCGUGUGGAUUAUAAUACUUUACAAAGAGUAACAGACAAUUUUACAAGUGAUGCUACACGAAUCAAUUGUUCUAAAAUCAAAUGUCUAUUUUUAUACAAUGAACCAGAAUUAUCUCGAGAUUUAAAAGACUAUUUUCCUCAUGCAAAAAUCUGCUGA
Molecule: messenger RNA, 744 nt
Organism: Rotaria sordida
Lineage: Eukaryota; Metazoa; Rotifera; Eurotatoria; Philodinida; Philodinidae
Source: the annotation of a GenBank genome assembly